Molecule: messenger RNA, 939 nt
Organism: Oncorhynchus kisutch (coho salmon)
Lineage: Eukaryota; Metazoa; Chordata; Actinopteri; Salmoniformes; Salmonidae
Product: mdm2-binding protein
Exons: 9
Biological process (GO): protein localization to kinetochore; traversing start control point of mitotic cell cycle; regulation of protein ubiquitination
Cellular component (GO): kinetochore
Source: RefSeq, a predicted model, not a curated record
UUCACCAGAGUGAGAGCGCGCGGAAAUGAAUUUGAUAAUACGAAAAAAAGUCCACACAACUUUUUAUUUACAUUUAUACUGAACACUGAAGGUAGAGUAUUCAGAGGAAUGGAUCGGUACGUGCUAGUUGUUUCUUUUAACCAAGAAGAGGAUAAAUGCGCGAAGGCAUUGGAGGCUGCCAAACAGAUCUAUGAUAAAAUGGGGAGCAUCGCCAGUUGUAAUUCAAAACGGAGGGUUUCUCUGUUUCCAGCCUGCUCUCUGAGUGGUGGUCCAGCCUCACAGGGGUGGUAUUUUGCUGUCCAGACAUGCCAUGGGACAUCUCAGUUCUGCAGUACAGAGUGGGAGGAGCUGGGUAGUUGUCAGAAGAACGAUGAGCAGGAGGAAAGCCCCAGCACUAUGGAGGCCUGUCUCAGUGCUCUGGAUGAGCAGGAGGAGAAGACUGACCAGCCUGACCCACAGCAGACACAGUUAUAUGAAGAGGCAGCAGAGGGAUUACACCUGUUAUCAGACCAGCUUCCCCCUCCAGGAAAGGCUCUGUUAGAUGUGAUAUUUCUGGGUUUUGCUGAAGAAGCUCCUAAGCUGAAGGACUUCCUCCCUGUGAUUGGCUCGUUGAAACACAUGCAGACAUGGCACACAGCCAAGAUGACCAUAGUGACUGAACACCACGCUGGGUGGCAGGAGCCAGCCUCUAACCUGUCAGCCAGAGUAGUACAUCCCAGUAGCAUCAUGACCUGUAUUGAUGAGAGGGAGUUAUGGAGAGGAGGUGUUCUCAUCAGAGAGAAAAAGUUUGCCUCUGAGGUGAGGUUUGAAGGCUUCUCCCUCCGAGCCCAGGAUAGAGAGACAUGGUACAGCCUGCUGCCUUCUGAUCCAGGAUCCCAUAACAACUCUGACCACAAGCUACACUCAGAGACGAACUCUGACCACAAUCUACAGUCGGAG